GAUUUGCUUUCCCUAAUUCCGGGGAAAUACUGCAAAGAUGUUCAAGCAACUCAGUGUCAUGAAACUACUAUUGCUCUUUCUCCUUUCUGUUGUCCUAGUUAAAUCUGAGGAAGCUGCAGACUAUGAUGAAGAUGAGGGAACUGUUGCACCAUUGACCGAAAGUAAAGAUCAGACCGUGGAUGCACGAGGUCACAGACCACUGAACAAGCAACGGGAGCCAAUUCCAACCCUCAGACCAGCUCCUCUUCCUCCUGUUGGUGGUAUAAGGUAUCGAGCUCGUCCAACCAAAAAACCUGUUACUGGCCAAAAGCCAGGGCCAGUUGUUUAUCCUGAUAGUGGAGGUUGCAAACACUUGGCAGAGGAACUGGGUGUAUUAUGUCCAACUGGUUGUGAGCUAAGAACUGAACUGUUGAAGCAAGAAAGCACAGUGAAGCCAACUGUUAGGGAUCUCAUGGACAAAGGACAGAACCUACAGCAGUCUUCUACAACUAUCAAUAAUUAUGCCCAUUUAUUGGAUGAACGUUUAGCCAAAAGACAGAAACAAUACACAGAUAAUCAGAAUUUAAUUUCCCAAUAUAACAGACAACUUGAGGAACACUACACUUUCAUCAAAGAGAAAUUAGACAGCAAUAUUCCAUCUACUCUACGACUUCUUCGUUCAGUUGUAGAUACCUUGAACAAAAAAUUACAGAAACUAGAAAAUGCUAUUACAACACAGUUGUCUGAAUGCCAGACCUCUUGUACAGUUUCUUGCAAUAUCCCAGUAGUGACCGGCAAAGAGUGUGAAGACAUAUAUAGGAAAGGAGGUGAAUCAUCUGAGUUGUAUCUUGUUCAGCCUGAUCCUUUCUUUAAACCAUUCAGAGUGUAUUGUGACAUGACCACAGAAAAUGGAGGUUGGCUCCUUAUUCAAAACCGCCAAGAUGGGAGUGUUGGCUUUGGAAGAAAAUGGGAUGCAUAUAAAAAGGGAUUUGGAAAUAUUGCUUUCAGCGGCGGAAAAAACUACUGUGACACCCCAGGUGAAUAUUGGCUUGGAAAUGACAAAAUUAACCAGCUUACCAAAUUAGGGCCUACUGAACUUUUAAUUGAACUGGAAGAUUGGGAUGGUGCUAAAGUUAAAGCCAUUUAUGGAGGCUUCAGUAUUCAGAAUGAAAACAACAAAUACCAGCUCUCCAUUAGUAACUACAGGGGCACAGCUGGAAAUGCACUUUUAGAAGGAGCUUCACAGCUAUUUGGUGAAAACAGAACAAUGACAAUCCAUAAUGGCAUGUUCUUCAGUACUUUUGACAGAGACUAUGAUGGAUGGACUAACCCAGAUCCCAAAAAGCAGUGCUCUAGAGAAGAUGGUGGUGGCUGGUGGUACAAUCGUUGUCAUUCAGCCAAUCCAAAUGGCAGAUACUAUUGGGGAGGACAUUAUACCCCAGAAAUGGCAAAACAUGGAACAGAUGAUGGAAUUGCAUGGAUGAAUUGGAAAGGGUCCUGGUAUUCAAUGAAAAAAGCGAGCCUGAAGAUGAGACCAAUUUCCCAGUCCAAUUAACAGUGAUUAUUUAAAUGAAUAAUUGCAGGUUUCUCUGGUCACAUCUGUUUCAUGAUACUCAACUUUUACUUUGCAUAAAAACAGUGAAGCACAAUAAACCAAUUCUUCCAUGAUGAUUUCAUUAAAUGCAUUUUGAUGAAAAUGGAAAGGCUAUGCUGGAAAUAAAUCUACCAACCCAUUAAAACAAUUUGCUACUGUUAUUUGUGAUGUACAGAAGGGCAUAGCUGAAACCUACCUUUUGCAUGAUUAAUAUUUUAUCCUAGUUUCUGCUCUGCUAGCUUACUGAAAAGUAGAUUCAUAGGCAGGUACAAGUGAGUUUUUGUCUCACAUUUUGUUGAAAAUGCUUAAUAAAAUAAGCCAAGUCCCAUGGACAGGAUGUUUUGUCCUUCUAGCUUCCUUCUGAAUGUAGUAUGUAAAUAUGAUUAUUCAUCUUUUUUAAAAAAAAAUUGUCACGUCUUUAAUUUUAUAUUGUUUUCAUAGCUGAUUUUUCUAAUUUCUUUUUAAUCGUUAAAGACUGAAACUUCUCUUCUGGACUUCAGACCACAACUAGUCUCAAGCCCUACAAGGCAUUUUGGAAGAAUAUUAGGGUUGGUAGAAUUAUACUAAAGUAUAAUUGUUAUACACAUCAUUAGGUAUCUGCAGGUCUAACUGUAAGUGGAUUCACUUCUGCAUACUUUUUCUGUAAAGUCACCUUGUGGUUUCAAAUACUUGUGCAAUUAUUUAAGUUCUUGGAGUGUGCGAGACUAUUAAGUAAAAAUGAUACAUUA
Molecule: messenger RNA, 2301 nt
Organism: Candoia aspera
Lineage: Eukaryota; Metazoa; Chordata; Lepidosauria; Squamata; Candoiidae
Gene: FGB
Product: fibrinogen beta chain
Exons: 9
Coding region: 38-1534 (498 amino acids)
Biological process (GO): platelet activation; blood coagulation; protein polymerization
Cellular component (GO): fibrinogen complex
Molecular function (GO): signaling receptor binding
Source: RefSeq, a predicted model, not a curated record